Molecule: messenger RNA, 1548 nt
Organism: Miscanthus lutarioriparius
Lineage: Eukaryota; Viridiplantae; Streptophyta; Magnoliopsida; Poales; Poaceae
Source: the annotation of a GenBank genome assembly
AUGGCGCAAGGCGAGGACAGUUCGUGGUGCAUGACAAGUAGUGAUCAUGGUAGAGCUGCAUCAUUCAGCCAAACAAUUGCAUGUGGAACCCAAAGGCGUGCUUCUGUUGCACAACCUGCCAAUUUCUUGGAGUUGCAACCUGCAGCUGCUCCUUAUUACUUUGGUGAGUUGGAGGAGGCCCUUAUCCAUGGCACCCGUACUUCUGGUGAUCAUGGCAUGAUCGGAAGUGAUGUGGACACAGAGUGUAAGACAGCUGGAUACCUUGCAGCUAGGCCCCCCACACUGGAGAUCUUCCCUUCAUGGCCAAUGAGUCAUCUACAGCAGCCAUACAGUGGUAACUCGCACUCAGUAGGGAGCACCACUGACUCGAGCUCAGGUCAGAACAGUAUGCCACAGACCGAGUUGGUGUCCCCAGGGAGCAUGAGGGCCGACUCUGGGCAGCGGCAGGAGGUUUUGAUGGUGACCGUUGAUGACUACAACUACGAGCAAGGACUCGGAGCGGCAGCAACCACAGCUCCAAUCUUUCAGCAGCAUGCAGCAGGCCAAGACAAGGGAAAGCAUGGAUCCACAAGAAAAGACGGCAAGCUGUUAGAUGCCAAGACUGAGAGGCGAUUGGCUCAGAACAGAGAGGCUGCAAGAAAGAGCAGGCUGAGAAAAAAGGCCUAUGUACAGCAGUUGGAGACAAGUCGGAUUAGGCUUCAGCAAAUUGAACAAGAGCUGCAUGGAGCACGUUCACAGGGUCUGUUCCCGGGAGGAGGCGGUGCACCUGGAGAUUUGAGUUCAGGCGCUGUGAUUUUUGACAUGGAGUACGCCCGGUGGUUAGAAGAUGACACCAAGCACAUGACAGAGCUCCAGGCCGUGCUGCAGCCUCAAAUUAUUGAUGCAAACCUUGGGGCCAUCGUUGAAGAGUGCAUGCGGCACUAUGAUGAGCUGUUCCACCUGAGGGCUAUGCUUGCAAGAUCCGAUGUGUUCCACCUGAUGACUGGCUUGUGGGCAACGACGGCUGAGCGAUGCUUCCUCUGGAUGGGCGGGUUCCGUCCUUCUGAAAUCCUCAAGAUGCUGAUACCACAGCUUGAUCCUCUUACGGAGCCGCAGCUGCUAGGGAUGUACAAUCUGCAACGGUCGUCGGAGCAGACUGAGGAGGCGCUUGGGCAGGGGCUUCAGCAGCUGCACCAGUCGCUGGCGGAUGCAGUGGGCGCUAGUCCUCUCAGUGACGGUGCAAAUGUCGCCAACUACACUGCUCUCAUGACCCUAGCACUCGACAGGCUCGACACCCUCGAGAGCUUUUACCGUCAGGCGGACAGUCUGAGGCAGCAGACGUUGCACCAGAUGCGGCGGAUCCUGACGACUCGCCAGACGGCUCGGUGCUUCCUCUCCAUCAGCGAGUAUCACCGCCGGCUCCGCGCCCUCAGCUCCGUCUGGGCCUCCCGCCCUCCAAGCGAGAGCGUCGUCGUCGCGGCCGCCGCAGAGAAUGUCAGCCCUACAGGGACGAGUGAGCAAGCUGCUAUCCGUCCGUACCACCAAAGCAGCCAGUUCCCUGGCUUCUGA